Molecule: messenger RNA, 1374 nt
Organism: Phasianus colchicus (ring-necked pheasant)
Lineage: Eukaryota; Metazoa; Chordata; Aves; Galliformes; Phasianidae
Gene: MAP9
Product: microtubule associated protein 9
Biological process (GO): mitotic cytokinesis; regulation of mitotic cytokinesis; mitotic spindle assembly
Cellular component (GO): astral microtubule
Molecular function (GO): microtubule binding
Source: RefSeq, a predicted model, not a curated record
CCGCCCGCCCCGCCUCCUUUGUCUCCUCACACAGUGCAGCGGAAGGGGCGGGCGGGAGUCGCCAUGUCGUGGGACGGCGCCUCGGCUGAGGGUCCAUGUCUAGAAAGUACUUCACCAUCAUCUUCCUCUACUCCACCCAAUGAGAGAUCUGGAGACUCCAAUUCAUUACUGUGUGGAGAAGCACCACCUGAAAAAGAUGAGAAGAAAGAUACCAACAUCAGUGACAUGAAACUGUCAGUGGAGGAUAAUAGUAGCAAACCCGCUGCUGUGAUAGAAGCAAUGACCACCACAGUACACGAGAAAACAAAGUUAGAGAGGUCAACAGAUGACAGUUCAUAUAAGGAGGGAAUUGUGCAAGAGCCAAUAGAAACUGCUACAAUACAAGAAUUAUCAGUGGACGGUCAGUCUGAACGUGGGGAGGUGAAGAACACUUCAAAGGAUUCUGGGCAGAAACAAAGUGGAACAAUGAAAGUAGUUCAACAGAGCUCAAAAUCCUCAUCUUGCAAGUUUCUGCCUUCUGCACACUUGAAGGAAAAAGUGAAAGCUGUUCCAUCAGCUACAACUGUUCCACCUCACUAUUUGGGAACGUUAAAGGUAUUAGAGGAUAAACACUUGCAGAAGAACAGUACAGAAUUUGACAGAGCAGAUAGUUUGCGAGCAGCUGUUUUCCAGAACUGGAUGGAAAAGAAAAGAGCCUUACUACUGGAAUUAAAGAGAGCUGAAAAGAAAAAAGCUGAAGAGCUGAGGAAUGAUACUGAAAAGAAAGAAGCUGUUAAAAGAGAGGAAGCAAAUGCAUCUUUUAAAUCCUGGAAAGCAAUGAAAGCAAGAGAAGCAAAGAAGUUGAAUGAAAAAAAGAAGCUUGAGAAACUUAAGGAAAAGGAAGCAGCAGAACAGAAUGCAGAGAGAGCAGAAGCAGCACAGAAGGCAUUUGAAAAAUGGAAAGAGAAAAAAAUAGAAUAUUUGAGAGAGAAAGGCAGACAGGAAGAACAGUCUGAAAGAAUCAGGAAGAAAAAAGAAGAGGAAUUAGCUGCAGAAAAGAAGAGAGACAGCAUAUCAGCAGUUGAAAAAUGGAAUGAUAAAAAGAAAGAAUAUAUGAAACAAAAGAAGGCAGAAAAAAUUAUAGAGAGAAGAAAAAAAGAAAUACAACAGGCAGAGAAGGAUGAAAAAGAUAAAAUGGCCAGAGAAGAAUAUGAAAGAUGGCUGGGAAACACGUUGAGGAGAGAGCAACUUCAGAAGAAGCAGAAGAACCUCCAUGCUGUGCACAGGAAUGAAGUGCCUUUUCCAUGGGUCCCACCUGGCAAAGUCACCUAUACAAAGAAUUACUGAGCAGCCUAUUGCCCUCUGUACGAAAAGAUGAUCUGCUUAUGCUCUGAA